UGUGUUCCUGGCUGUACAGCCGCUAGCAUAUCUAUAUAGCUAAGCGAUAGCUACGUCAUUGCUGGAAAAGCAUAAGCCUACUCGUUGCGAACACAGUCAGUCUAUCCACGGUCUCUUCACGUGCAUGCAUGGCAAAUAUAAUUCGCACGCAUUUCAUUACGUUUCAGUAGCAAAGUGCGCAAUUAAGAAUCAGGAUGCCAGUGAGAAUCGACUGGCCUUUGCUGGGAGCGACGGUUCUCCCGAACGUCGGCGGUUGGGCUGGGGCUUAUUACACGAAAAAGAACAUGCCUUGGUACGAGACAUUGAAAAAACCGACGUGGAAUCCGCCGAAAUGGAUGUUCGGGCCCGUGUGGACCGGUCUGUAUUGCACAAUGGGUUACUCGUCGUACCUGGUGUGGCGGGACGGGGGUGGUUUCAAAGAAGCAGCCGGGCCGCUUGCUAUUUACGGUCUCAAUCUCGCCCUUAACUGGACGUGGACACCGCUGUUCUUCGGAUGUCGCAGCUUAAAAUGGAGUCUAUACGAAAUCGUAGCGUUAUGCGCUAGCACAGCGGCGGUCGGAAUCGCGUUCUACAAUGUUAAUCACGUAGCUGGUUAUCUCAUCGUUCCCUAUUUCGCAUGGACCUCUCUCGCCACGGCGCUUAACUAUGUCAUUUACCGAGAUAACAAAGAACAAUCCGCGAUCGAGAAGUCCGUACAGGAAAAGAAAUAAGAUUAUUUACACAAUUAUAUAAAACAAAACGGGAGAGAAAGGAAAUAUAACAGACACACGCGGCAAAAGCUGCAGAUGUCUUUUAGAAAGUUAGCAUCGGAGAAAAAAUUUCUCACGAAAUCAAUACUCAUUAGUGACGGAACUAAUGAGUGCUUUGUCAUCAAUGAUUUAUGUACUUAAUCGAUGAGCAUCGAACAUUUCAUUUCGCACACAUACGUGUACAUCUAGAAAGAAAUUUUGAGAAAGCAACGACUAUCACCGCACGCUUAUCUAUCAAAAUCUAUUAUUUGUUUGCUUAUACCGAGAGUAAAAUAUAUUAUACGUUUUUUUUUUGUUUUUUUUUUUUUUUAUAAACAUCCAAAAAGAAUGCGAUAUGCAUAAAUUGCGUCGACAGUCUAGAUUUGAUAAAGCUUCUUCUGUUAAUUUUUUCUUGUUCUGAAUUUUAAACGAAAUAAUUAACCGAGAGAGAAACAGAAAACCAAUCACGUGCCUAUCACUUGUUUACAAUUAGGUAAAUGUCCCAAUUACUGGCAAUCCGAUUUUACAUGAUUUUUUUGAAUAUACAGAUUGUAUAUCAUCACACACGUUGUCUUAUUCAAGUUUUACAUCCAUUUUUACUAGGAGAAAAAUAACAGAUACAAGUACUAUCUCGAUAAGAAACUUUUUACGUCGAUUGCAAAAUUGCAAUCCAUUACAAAAAUUCGAAUUUCUUAUCGAGAUGCUGUAAUAUGAUCGUGAAAACGUUUGACCAUACAUUAAAUAUAAACAGAAAAUUUCACCGACAAACUUGAAAGUAAGUAAAAAACACAAAAAAAAAUUUAUCGAAUAACGUAAUACAUAACUGGUUGAUUCUUGAGUAACAUUUUUUAUAUACCCGCGUGUGUUCAAAAAAAUACCCACCUAUCUCUAAGUUUCUUAUACUGAGAAGGACAAAAAACACAAUAAUUUUUACACAUGGACUGCUCGUUUAAUAUAUACAAUAAUAAUAAUAAUAAUAAUAAUGAUAAUAAUAAUAAUGAUACAUUUUAAUAUAUAAAAUACACGUAAAUGAAGAAAUAUAUAAACAUAUAAGUUAUUAGAUCUAUUACCUUGAUUAUAGGUGUCAUAUCAAAAACUGUCAUUAAUAAAGUCAUUCGAUUGCCAGAAUUAGGAACCAAGCGAUUUCGAAUAUUUGCCAAUAGGCGAAGUGCAACGUCUUCUCGUCUACUAUUUUAUUUAAAUUUAUCGAAAUAAUUCUAUUCUUAGUUGUUACAUUUGAACUACAAGAAAUUGAAAAGCAAAAUCGAUCUUUCAACGAACUGAAAUAUCAUCAGCCAGAUAUAUAUACUCGAUCAGAUAUGCAAGCAAACGCUUUAAUACAAGCUUUAAUUAAUUGAGACAUUUACCCUUGUCAUUGUUGUUCGAUCGUCGCAAUUGCCGAGUUUUAAUAAGAACGUGCUUUUUUUUGCAUUGAACGCACAACGACGUUAGUAUACAUAUGUUUAUUGAUCGACAUAUGAAAUAAAGAUAAAAUCGACCACGUGUACGUACAUUACACAGUGUACAAUCGUAAAUAUCUUUUAAAUGUACUAAGUGUUAAUAAAUCAUAUAAAGAAA
Messenger RNA from Pseudomyrmex gracilis, 2306 nucleotides. RefSeq names its product translocator protein (gene Tspo). The record is from RefSeq and is a predicted model, not a curated record. Gene Ontology annotation, cellular component: mitochondrial outer membrane. Lineage: Eukaryota; Metazoa; Arthropoda; Insecta; Hymenoptera; Formicidae. The transcript has 3 exons. The coding region runs from base 195 to 710 and encodes 171 amino acids.